AUGGAGUACACCGAUUGGGAUGCAUUCGUAGAUGUAAGGCUUUCUUCAGAGACAGAUCCAAUGUUGCGUAAUGAAUCCUCAUCAACAAUGGAUGUUCUACUGGAAUUCAAUUUUCAGACCAUAAAAAGAUGGUUAGAUGAUAGAUGUAUUCUUACAAGGGAAGAUAAUGAACCAGCGAUAUCAAGAUUUACUUUAGUCAAUUUCACGGCUGCUUACGAUGAGUUAAAGCAACUACUAGUGGAAGAACUAAAAACAUAUGGCAUGAGUGAUCGGUACAUGAAAGAACAACUUGCUGAUGAAGGAAUUCACCUUGGGCGAGCUAUAGAUGAAAGUUUGUUGCAGUCAGGACGAAUUCGUGGUGAUAGACCCGUGGUUCCUGCAAGCUUGGAGGCGAUUGUGUCGCUGCCAAAGAAGAAGGAUGAGAAAGAAAGAAAGAGGGAGAGGGAAAGGGAUCGGGAUGUGGAGCGAAGGAAUAGAGAGAAAGAGCAUAAGGCACGUGAGCAUGCUCGAUUGGAGAAAUUGGCCAAGUUAGAGCGUGGAGCUGGAUUUUCAGGGAAGAUUUCUCUGGUUGAUAGCCACUGGUUGGAGAAGAAGCUCGAGGAGAUGACGGAGAGAGACUGGAGAAUUUUCAGGGAAGAUUUCAGUAUUUAUUACGAGGGUUCUAAAAUUCCUCGUCCUGUGAGGAGCUGGAUUGAGAACAAGUUGAGUCCUCAGUUGUUGAAGGCAGUGGAGAGGGCUGGCUAUAAGAAUCCUUCGCCAAUUCAGAUGGCUGCCAUUCCUCUUGGCCUGCAGCAGCGUGACUUGAUUGGUGUCUCUGAGACUGGUUCGGGAAAAACUGCUGCUUUCCUUCUUCCCAUGUUGAUUUACAUUACCUGUCUUCCGCCUAUGACAGGAGAGAAUAGGGCCGAGGGACCUUAUGCCGUAGUGAUGGCGCCUACUAGAGAGCUCGCUAAGCAAAUUGAGAACCUACUAGAGAGCUCGCUAAGCAAAUUGAGAACGAGACCACAAUGUUUGCAAAAUAUCUGGGCAUCGACGUUGUUUCUAUUGUUGGUGGGCAAUCCAUUGAAGAGCAAUGCAUUAGAAUUGGGCGUGGGUGUGACGUUAUAA
Messenger RNA from Fraxinus pennsylvanica, 1107 nucleotides. Lineage: Eukaryota; Viridiplantae; Streptophyta; Magnoliopsida; Lamiales; Oleaceae. The record is from the annotation of a GenBank genome assembly.